AUGGCGUCAGGCUUGGAUGACUUGGAAUACCUCUCACCAGAUUUUGAUCUAUCAUCCUUAACCGUACCUCGCUUACGGGCGAUCCUUGUCAGACAUGACAUCUCCUAUCCAUCCUCAGCUAAGAAAGCUCAACUUAUUAGCAUCUUUGAGAAAGAGGUCUUACCGAAGGCGAAAAAGCUCCUUCGUGAUAGAGAUCUUGUUCGCCGUACAAGCGCUGGAAUUACUGAUAUGAGUAGCCAAUCUAAUUUCGAAGCAAACGGGGAUGAAGAUGAAAUUGAUGACAGGGAAUCGAUGCCCCCGCCGCCGACGCCGUCCACUGUCGGAAGUCGACGCGGACGCUCACGACCGAGCACGCGAGCGUCAACCGCUGAUACUGAAGACAGUACUUUACUACAAGCUACCCCAAGGCGCCGAGGCCGUCCUAGCAGAAGCACUCGAGCGUCGGAAGCGGAUACUGCGGAUGAGAAUCUUGCGACUCCUGUUAUAACUCAAGAAACACCUCAACCUCGAUCUACCGCUCGCAAAACCCGCAGGAGCGAGGCACUUCCGUCAUAUGACGGACAUGUCGAACACACACCAAGCGUCAAGACUGAUAGCCGAGCGGGUAGCGUUUUCAGCGACGAAAACCCCUUCCAAAGCGGCAGCUCUCCUACUUCUCAUGAGCAAACUCCACGGACUCGCACAAUUAGCCGGGAGCGUAAACGCAAGAGCACACCUCGUGUCUCAGGCGAUAGUACUUUGUUAGCAGAACACCGGGGUAAACGUGAUUCAACUCGUCCGAUUAAGAUUAAGCAAGAGGAAGAUGCUAUUACACCUAGAAAGUCGACUUUUGAGUUCUCAGUCUCACGACUUAGAACAGCAACACCACAGUCGGAGGAUGAGUCUGAAUCUGAAGCAGGGGAGGAGUUCACGCCAGACGAGCAGCUAGCUCUCGAGACUGCCAACGCUCAGUCUCGAUCAGUGGCCAGGCAUCGCCAGAGCGAGAUCUCCUGGAGAUUGCCAACACUUGUACUUGCUUUGCUUCUAUCCGGAUUUGGAGCCUGGUGGCGUCAAGAAAAGUUCGAGAUUGGCUUCUGUGGAGUUGGCAAGCCUAGAUGGUCUCUUGCCGAUACCAACGUGCCUGAAUGGGCAAAUGUGCUAGAACCUCAGUGUGAACCGUGUCCUCCACAUGCCUUUUGUUUCGAUAACUUGAAGAUCGAAUGUGAAAACGGCUUUGUACGGCAAUAUCAUCCACUCUCAAUCAACGGCUGGUUACCAAUUCCACCGCAAUGCGAAGUUGAUAACGCGAAAUCUGAUCGCAUAAUUGCCGUUGCCAACAAGGCGGUUCAAGAGCUCCGUGGCCAGCGAGCCAAAUAUGAGUGCGGAGAUGCUGAUGGAGCCAAGACUCCAUUCGUUUCCGAGGUAGAUCUGAAGAAAGCUGUCGAACAUCAACGUCACGGAAAAAGUCGCGUGAAAAUGAGCGACGCCGAGUUUGAUGACCUGUGGGCAUCGGCCAUGGGUGAACUAGUUUCAAGAGAAGAAAUUACCACGAGCGAAGGAGCUUCCUCCCGUGCAUUCGCAAGUAACUCACUCGCCAAACUUCCCAUCAUCUGCGCAUUCCGCCGCCACCUCAGACUCUCUCUCAUCGCGUAUCGACUCCCUAUUCUCCUUCUAGUCCUUACUAUCGCCGGCCUAGCGUAUAUAAGAGCUGAGUUCAUUGCUCGACGAGCAGACAUUGCCCGUGUCCCUGAGCUCGUGGGGACGACACUCGACCGUCUUUCGACCCAGGCUGCUCUACAUAGGCGCGGAGAGGCACCGGAGCCCUGGAUUGCCAUUGGUCAGCUACGAGAUGAUGUCCUACGGUCUGAACUGCGGGGCAAUCGUCGAGAGAGGCUCUGGAAGCGUGUGCAGGCAGUGGUCGAGGGCAAUGCCAACGUGCGAGCAGCAGUCCGCGAAAGCCGUAGUGGAGAUGUAGCCCGGGCGUGGGAGUGGGUUGGCAGCAGCUUGGGCAGUCAUCUGGAUAGCGUUCGCCGGGAGAGUGGAAGGGUGAGAUUUUCCGUAUCUCCUGGAGACGAAACCUCGCCGGCUGGCAAUGAGGACAUGAGCACUUUGCGAAGCCCUAGAGAAUCGCGCAAGUGGGAUGAAGGGCGCCCAAUAUAUUGA
Messenger RNA from Talaromyces stipitatus ATCC 10500, 2142 nucleotides. Its product is annotated as sister chromatid separation protein (Src1), putative. Lineage: Eukaryota; Fungi; Ascomycota; Eurotiomycetes; Eurotiales; Trichocomaceae. The record is from RefSeq and is a predicted model, not a curated record. The coding region runs from base 1 to 2142 and encodes 713 amino acids. Gene Ontology annotation, cellular component: nuclear inner membrane. The transcript is spliced from 2 exons. Gene Ontology annotation, molecular function: chromatin binding.